CAAAAUGUCGGGCUCCAAAGAUCCUGUGAUUAAGCUCUUUGGGAAGACGAUUCCGUUGUCGGAGUCUCCGCCGCCCUCUGCCGCCGCCGUAUCUAUCUUCAACGCCGCUUCCCUUCCUCACUCUACCAAUCUCGAUCCUUCCUUGUCUCCUAAUUCAUCGUCUCGAUGCCCUAACUCUAACCCCGACGAUGAUGCACAGAAUCCACAAUCUAAGAAUUCAUCUGCUGGAAAAUCAGAUAGCUCAAAACAGGGGGAUGCAUCUGAAUCUGUUCAUUCAGAAAGCAUGAGACUGGUGUUAAAUGGAAACACCAAAGUAGAAUUUGAUAGUAAUGAAGAUAAAACACAACAAAUUUACAAAACUGAAGAACAUAGUGAUGUAGGUAACUCACAAGAGAAAACCCUAACAAAGCCGGACAAGCUACUUCCUUGCCCUCGCUGCAACAGCAUGGAUACUAAAUUCUGUUACUACAAUAACUACAGUGUUAACCAGCCCCGUCACUUCUGCAAGAACUGCCAAAGAUACUGGACGGCAGGGGGGACAAUGAGGAAUGUGCGUAUAGGUGCUGGCCGUCGAAAGAACAAAAGUUUAGUUUCUCAUUGCGGAGUACACAUAGCCUCUACAGAAACAGCUCUUCAGAGUUCUUGCCCAGACAUAUCAAAUGGAACUAUCCUCACCUUUGGCUCAGAGAAUCCCCAAAGUGAAUCUAUAUCUUCUGGGUUGAGCAUUGUGGAAAUGGCGGCUCAACAUGAACAUGAGGAUGAUGAACCACUUGGAGCUUCAGUUACAAGCAGUGCUGCAAACUCAACAAAUGAUGUUGGUACAGUUUUCACUCCGCAUCCACUCGUUCAGAAUUGUAAUGGCUUCCCUCCGAUAGCUUGGACUUAUGUAUGGAACACUCCACCCGGCUUCUGCCCUCCUGGAUUUCCGAUGCAAUUCUAUCCCCAGCCACCUUACUGGGGGGGUUGUGGAACUUUGAAUGGCCCUUGGGUAACAAAUCAAUUUAGUUCUGGGUCUGGGUCUGGGUCUGGGUCUGAUUCCCCAAACUUGGGAAAGCAUUCAAGGGAUGAGAUAGAGUCUUAUAAGGAAGAGAAGAGCCCGAAAAAGAGUCUUUGGAUUCCUAAAACAUUAAGAAUAGAUGAUCCUGAGGAGGCAGCAAAGAGCUCAAUAUGGGCAACUUUGGGGAUUAGUAAAAACGAGAAAUUCAAUUCCAUAAGUGGGGGAGGGCUCUUUAAGCCUUUCCAAUCUAAAGGUGAUCAUGAGAAGAACAACAGCAACAACAACAACAACGCAUCUGAAGCCUCAUCUUCAGUAUUGCAAGCUAACCCUGCUGCAUUGUCUAGGUCAGUCGAUUUUCGUGAGAGUUCAUAAGAGAGGGCAAAACAAAGAAGUUCAUUAUACAAUUUUGUUACUUUUUGAGGCAACAACGAUCAAUCACAAGUUUGUUAAGCCAAAGAGGUAGCAGCAACCGAUUCCCCCCCUUUGGGUACGUGAUUCUUUUUCUUAGUCCUUUCCUUGUAAAUACCAAUAUAUUAUUAUGUUUAUGUGGGAUUAGAAAUGUCACCAAGUCCCCCCACACAAAUGUAUUAAAUAAGAUUAGGGGAAUGAAGAAACUGUAAUAUCUUCAUUCCUUUGAAUAGUGUUGUUACUUUAUUAUUGUCUUUAGACUGUUGCAGCAGCUGAUAAAUUGAUUAGCAUCUCUUUUGUUCUUGCCUAA
Messenger RNA from Impatiens glandulifera, 1715 nucleotides. Its product is annotated as cyclic dof factor 1. The coding region runs from base 5 to 1369 and encodes 454 amino acids. The record is from RefSeq and is a predicted model, not a curated record. Gene Ontology annotation, molecular function: DNA-binding transcription factor activity; DNA binding. Gene Ontology annotation, biological process: regulation of DNA-templated transcription. NCBI's taxonomy places the organism in Eukaryota, Viridiplantae, Streptophyta, Magnoliopsida, Ericales, Balsaminaceae. The transcript is spliced from 2 exons.